CGCGAAGGGAGAAGGAAGGGAGAGAAGUUGGUCCCGUCAGCUGUGCGCCUCAUCGGCGUUGGCUUUUUACCAUGGCGAUGGGAAAAGGAUUUCGGGUUUUAGAAAAAUCAAAUCCUCCGAACCCGUACAGUGUUUUGUUGGAGCAAAGAAACAAGGAGGACACGUUGCUGUUCGAAUCCCAGGCUGUGGCUGUCCUAUCUCCACAAGAGACCGAAUCAGUCAAAAGGCAAUAUUCUAAACUACUUGAUGCUUAUGGUUGUCUUGGAGUUCUUCAGCUCAAUGCAGGGGAAACAACUGUACUGUACCUUGUUAUGGUAACGGGCUGUGUUUCUGUUGGAAAAGUUUCGGACUCUGAUGUGUUUCGAAUCACUCAAACACAUUUUGUGUCAUUGAGAAACCAAGCUCAGGAUGAAGAGAGAAUAUCUGAGGUACGCAAACUAUUAAAUUCUGGCACAUUCUACUUUUCUUGGACUUCAUCAGGCGAGCCCUUGGACCUUACAUUAUGUGCCCAACGUAGAACUAAAUCAUCUGAAACUGACAACAGAUUCUUUUGGAAUCGGAUGUUACACAUUCAUCUUCUAAGAUUUAGUGUCAGUUGCUCGGACUGGCUCUUGAAAGCCAUGUGUGGCAGUGUAGAAAUACGAACUGUCUAUGUUGGAAGUAAAAAAGCUCAAGCCAUGAUAAUAUCCAGGUUGAGCUGUGAAAGAGCAGGAACAAGAUUUAACGUUCGUGGAAGUAAUGAUGAUGGUCAUGUUGCAAACUUUGUUGAAACAGAGCAAGCCAUAUAUUUAGAUUCUGAAGUAACAUCAUUUGUUCAAACCCGUGGAUCUGUUCCUCUAUUCUGGGAGCAACCAGGUGUACAAGUUGGUUCUCACAAAGUAAAAAUGUCUCGUGGUUAUGAGGUGUCUGCUCCUGUGUUUGAUAGACAUCUUUCUCUUAUCAAGGAAAGAUAUGGUCAUCAGGUUAUAGUAAAUUUAUUGGGUACUAGCCUUGUAGGGAGUAAGGAGGGUGAAGCCACCCUAAGUCAACUGUUUCAGGCUCACCAUAAAUUAUCCCAGCAUAAGGACGUGCCACAUAUAGUAUUUGAUUACCACCAGGAAUGUAGGGGAGGCAACACUAAAAAUUUAGCCCGGUUGAAAGCAAAAGUUGAGAAAUGUCUGAAGGCAUUUUCUGUCUUCUAUGGGAAGGAGAAUGAAAUAUUGAGUGAGCAGAAUGGAACUGUGAGAACAAAUUGCCUGGACUGUUUGGAUCGUACCAACUGUGUGCAGACCUUUUUCGGGCUUGAGACUUUAUCCAAACAGUUGGAACUUUUGAACCUAAUGGUGAAACAGACUAUGGUCUCUCGAUUUGAAGAAGUGUUCAGACAGAUGUGGAUCAAUAAUGGUAAUGAAAUAAGCAAAAUAUAUGCUGGGACAGGCGCCAUUCAAGGAGGUUCCAAGCUUAUGGAUGGAGCUCGCUCAGCUGCACGAACUAUUCAAAAUAAUUUACUCGAUAACAGCAAACAGGAAGCUAUUGACAUCCUCCUUCUGGGAUCAACCUUGAGUAGUGAGCUUGCAGACAGAGCAAGGAUUCUCCUUCCUUCAAACAUGUUGCAUGCACCUACAAGUGUUUUGAGAGAGAUGUGCAAGCGCUUCUCUGAAUACGUACUUCCUGCCAAUGCCCGUAUUGGGGUUGGAACUUACAAUGUGAACGGAGGCAAACACUUCCGAAGUGUUGUGUACAAAGAUGUCUCUCUAGCAGACUGGCUUCUAGACGCUCCACGUCUUGCAAAGUCAAACUCUCUUGUUGAUGUUUCCAAUCCUCCUAAUGAAGAAUCUCCAGUGGAUAUUUAUGCUAUAGGGUUUGAAGAAAUUGUUGAUUUGAAUGCGAGUAAUAUCAUGGCAGCUAGUUCUGAAAAUGCCAAGUUGUGGGCAACUGAACUUCAAAAAGUUCUCUCUCGUGAUCGAGAUUACGUGCCAGUGACUUAUGUUCAAUUAGUGGGUGUCUGUUUGUACCUUUUUGUUCGCAAAGAACAUGCCCCAUUCAUUAGAGAUGUGGCUAUUGAUUCAGUCAAAACGGGUCUGGGUGGGGCCACUGGAAACAAGGGUGCAUGUGCCAUAAGAUUAGUCUUCUAUAGCACAUCUAUUUGCUUUGUAUGUGCACAUUUUGCUGCUGGCCAAUCGCAAGUCAGUGAACGUAAUGCUGACUACGCUGAAAUAACAAGGAAAGUUACAUUCCCUAUGGGGAGAACAUUAAAUUCUCAUGAUUAUGUAUUUUGGUGUGGAGAUUUCAACUACCGUGUGGACAUGGACAAGGAUGAAAUAAAAGAACAUGUUAAGCGUGGAGAGUUGGAACCUAUUCUUCAGUGUGACCAAUUGAGGGUUCAACAAGAGCAAGGAAAUGUCUUCAAAAACUUUAUUGAAGGUGAAAUUACUUUCCCUCCAACUUACAAAUAUGACCUCUUCUCUGAAGACUUUGACACGAGUGAAAAGUGCCGGGCCCCAGCUUGGACUGAUCGAGUCUUGUGGAAGAGACGCAAGCAGCAGCCAGAAACAGAAGCUUGUGGGCCUGACUGGAACCCCGGCAGACUGGUGCAUUACGGCCGUGCCGAGUUGAAGCAGAGUGACCACCGUCCUGUAAUAGCAAUAGUUGACAUAGACAUUUACCGGGUUGAUGAUGAGCGUCGUAAACAAGUCUUCAUGGAAGUUAUCCAAGAUCUGGGACCGCCAGAUGCUACAGUUGUCGUUCAGGCUGUUGAUCCAAAUGCCAGUGAUGAUGGCAACAUUUUUGAUGAUGAGUUUAUGACCGCUCUACUCCAAGAGCUGGCCCAAAUUGGUGAAGUAAUCCUGGUGCGCUUUGUUGAGGACACAAUGUGGGUCACUUUCCGGGACGGCCAGUGUGCUCUGGCUGCUGUUAAAAAGGGAACCAUGAAGUUGAUGGGCCACUCACUUCAGUUCUCUCUGAAGACGGCCAAUUGGAGAGCACAGACAGAGAAAGAGAUUGCCCUUUGCAGCAAUAAUACGACUGCCCUUUGCGAAUACUCAGCUCUUAGUGGUUGGGAUAUUGAUGCAGAAUCUCCUGAUGAAAUGGACCCUGUACUGAUUCGUGAGGGUUCACUUGGAGGAUGGAGUCCUGGGGAUGAGGACGACGCACCUGCCAUGCCUCGUGGUGGACCGCCCCCUCCGAGACCUGCUCCCCCCUCAAGGCCCCCGCCCCCCGGCAGCUCUCCUGCACAGCCCAGGAAGCAGCCUCCCAAGGCUGGUGUCAUCAGCUUGGCGGGCAACAAGCCCCCGGAGAGGCCCCCGCCGGCGCAGUCCGCCCCCGCCCCGUCUUCCGCCCCAUCCCCCGCCCCUCCCGCCCCGACGUCGAGACCGUCCCCUCCAGGGCCCGCCCCCGCACCGCCCCAGCAGUCGUUCCGCGAGCCCAGCGUCGACCUCAAGGACGCGUCGGCGACGUACAGCAGCGUGGACGACGGCAACGCCAUCUACGAGGAGAUCCAGGACGACCCGGCGUGCCCCAGCGGGCCGCCGCCGCCACCGCCCCGCUUCGACUCGACGGACUUGGAGGACGGGACGGCCUUCCCCCCGCCCCUGCCGCAGCGCGCGGGCGGAGUGCAGGGCGGAGCGCAGGGCGCCCCCGUGCCGGUCAUCCCCAGCAGGCCGGGCGCGGGGCCGCCGCCCAUCCCCAACCGGCCCAUGGCGCCGCCGAUCCCCGCGCGCUCCAACGGACCCCCGCCCAUCCCCGCCCGGCAAGGCGGAGCACCCUCGGGGCCGACCCCUCCGGCCACCCCGAAGCGGUCUCCCUGAGCAUGAACACUGCGAACAUCGUGGCGCCGAGCUACCGGCUGCCUGGCCUUAUCGAAGGCGGGUGCCACUCUCGUGCAGGCUAUUUAAAGUCAUUGUUUUGAGUGAGGCCUCUUCAUCGAGUAGAGGUGAAAUCAGUUAUUGCUCUGUUUGUAGAUUAGCUGAGCAUUAUUCUAAACGUAUUUUCUCUAGUUUCCCUGUUGACUAUGAGCGCCACCAUCUCCUGUAAUUUUGCUAGAAGAACAAACCACUGUACUGUACUUUGAACAUUCCUACACAGAAUUGGUAGUGCUUUGAUGUAACAUUACUGCCUUCAACUAAUGCAGCUCCCAUACAUGACUCCUAAGUCAAUUCCAGGACUUUUACUUUAAAAUAUGGAUCAAUCAACCCGUUGUUGUUAUGUAGAUUUCUAUGAAUCCUUUUUUUUUUGGCUAUUUUUAAAAUAAUUUGUGAUAGUGAAGAUAUUUGUUUGUCUUAGAGACGCCUCUUGAUCUUAUUGAUCCAGCAUGUUAUCACUUUAUAUUUUAUUUUUACUUUGGAUGUUUGAAGUUAUGAAAAAACGUUACAAAUUAGUUGUCCUACUUGAAAAUGACACCUACCGAAGAUACUCUCCUGAGAAUGAGUUACAUUUGAUCUUGAUAUAUGUCAAAUUUGGCUCUUCUUGAUUUGUUUCCUUUUUUAUUUGUGAUUUCUCAAUCUCUUACCUGUUAAGCCAUUGUUAGAAAAUCUGAUUGCAGUAGUUUUCUUCUUUGUUUCUAUUUUGAGUUCAAUGUUUUACAUGUUACUUAUGAAUAUUUUACAUUGUUUUUUAUUGUAGUUGUUGUUUUAGUUAAAAUUUAAUUCUUUUUCAGAAUUAUGUUAUGGAACAAAGUGAUUGCUCCAGAUUCUUUUGUGGAUUGAAAAGUACUUUAUUACCAUAUCAGCUGCUUAUGUCGUUCCACCAAAACGAUCAACAUGACAUGUAUGAAAAUAGAUUUAUGAUCAUGGUAUUAUAAAUGUUAUCAGGAAACUUCUUGCUCCUUGCAGACCAAGCUCUAUUUUAAUUCAUUAUUAUACGGAAAUGUAAAUGCUUUGUAAUUUCUCUCUUCAUGGUCUUUAAGAGCAUGGUGUUUAGCAAAGCAGCCAGCCAUUGAGAAUAGUACUUGAUAUCUGCUUUAUAUGUUUUAAGUCCACAUUGAUUGGGCUAUGGUCCAAGUUUUGUUCCUGUUUUUGAUGUCUGGUAUCAAAAUGUUUUGUAGCAUUGAGAUUAUUUUUUGGGAAGAAAGUAUGUGCCUUUAGUGUCUCUCUUAUUCCUUAUUAAAAUUUUAGAAAAAUACUAGAUUAUGAUUUAAAAAUUCAAAAAUAAGCUCUUGAUGUUUUGUCACUUUGUUGCGGUGGUCACUGUGUGUGACUAAAUGAAUAGAAGCAAAUGCCCAAUAGCUGUGGAUAUUCAGUGCGAGGAGGCUUGGUGGUGUUUGUUUUCUAUUUACUCUAGUUACACCCUUUGGUCCAAUUUAAAGUUUAUAAACCUCCUGGUUGUGUGGAUGUACUAGAUGCAUGCCUCUUUUUGAAUAGCCAUGGUACUUGUCUGAAGAAUCAAGGGGAAGCUAGAAUCAAUCUAAAAUCAAGCUUUCUUGUAUUUGCUGCUUCUUGGUAUAUAUGAGGUGAUAGGCAAAAGAACUAUUUCUUAGCUGAAUUUGAAAUUUUAUGCAUGUCCCUAUUUUUUGUGCAAGUUUGGUCUGUAUCAUUGAAUUCACCAUUGAAUAUAAGGGGCACAUGUUGUGAAUGCAAUCUGUGGUAACCGAAAAGUAUUUGUUUUGUUGUUAUACAUUCCCCAAGGAUAGGUUUUAGUUACUUGUUAAAAUGUCUCAUGACAGUAAUGUAUUCAAAACAGUGGCCUACUUCCACCUUAUUUGUGUAGGUCAAGACAAAUAAAUAUUAUACAAAUAUAUUUAUUUAGAGAAAGAGAUAUAUAUUAUUUUGUCAUGCUCUUUAUGUAUUAUGUGGCUAUUCUCAAGUUGUGCCACCUGAGGGGCUAUUGCUUUGCAUUACAAAUGUGAAAUGUUUUAAGAUGUGUAUGUCACAAUGUAAUUAAUUUCACCCUGUUGCUCUUUAUUGUACCUAGGCUGGGUCAACUUUUUCUUGUUUAAUCUGAACCUGUGCAACUAAUUUUGUGUGAAAGAAAUUUAAGAUUAUUAGUGUUAGGACGGUUUCAUUGGUGUACUACACAUUUGUCGUGCUUUAUUCAUUUUGUUGUAACCUUACCUCAAUGAGGAUAAAUUCUAUGAGUAAUUUGCCAAUCAGUAUUUCACCGACUUUCUAGGACACAUUGAUCUCCUUGCUUUUAGUGAUAUAGGUAACAGUCCUCCGAAUCUUGUGUGUCACUUUAUGAAUUUAAAGAAACUGUUAUUGCGUACAAUCUAGCCUAUGGACUUAAUUAGCUGAAAAUAUCCAACUUGUAUCAAAGCUACUGUAUUUAAAUGGCGUCUGAAGGUUGAAGAAUUACAUGCUUGAGUUCCAUGUUUGAAGUUGUGGUGUUCUGUGAAAACCAUGGCUUCAAUGGUGCUAAUUAUUCUGCUCAUGGAACAUGGGGGAUGAAUUUUGUGUUGUCAGUUAGAUUGAUACUCAUACUGUCUUGUUCAAUGCAUUGUAAAUGUGUAUUUUAUUAGUUCACUGAUGUUCUGACAAAGUAAUGUGAAACCAAUUAGAGGUAUCUUCGCCGCGCUCCCUAGUGUUUUGUGCAAGGGAUUGGAUUCAUCUUACUUUUUCAGGCCUUCAGUGAAUAGCAAUUCCUCACUUGGGCUGUAAUCUAGUAGUGUCAUGAAAACGCGGUAGAUGUGAAUUAUGCUAGUUUGUAUCUAUUAAUUAUCUGUGAUUUUGUUUGGCGUGUACCUGUGAAGGCAUGGGCACUGUAGGGGCUACGGACACUUAUCCUAAUACAGCUGAAUGUACUCAUAAUUAAUGCUAGAAGUAGGGGACGUGUACUUUUCAUUGUCUCCUUGUUACCAAAGCUUUGCAAAAUGCUUAAAUUAAACAUGUACUGUUGUAUGAAAUGUGUAUAGAAGAGUAUCAAUUAAAUGCAAAUGUCAUUAA
Molecule: messenger RNA, 6854 nt
Organism: Thrips palmi
Lineage: Eukaryota; Metazoa; Arthropoda; Insecta; Thysanoptera; Thripidae
Gene: Synj
Product: synaptojanin-1
Exons: 22
Coding region: 72-3785 (1237 amino acids)
Biological process (GO): phosphatidylinositol dephosphorylation; synaptic vesicle endocytosis
Molecular function (GO): phosphatidylinositol-4,5-bisphosphate 5-phosphatase activity; nucleic acid binding
Source: RefSeq, a predicted model, not a curated record